Molecule: messenger RNA, 1242 nt
Organism: Schistosoma margrebowiei
Lineage: Eukaryota; Metazoa; Platyhelminthes; Trematoda; Strigeidida; Schistosomatidae
Source: the annotation of a GenBank genome assembly
AUGAAACUUACUGAGACGAAGGUUUAUUCAAAUAAUUUCACUAUGGAACCUGUCAAAGACUUCUCUAGAAUCACCUCAGUAGUUAGACUCAAAGUUAUGAUAAUCUUGGCAGUCUCAACUGUUACCUUUGGAAUUUGGUACAUGUGGGGUCUUAGCCUAAACGAAAUAGGUCAGUAUAUUUCAAACUACCAAAACCUAGCAAUAUGGAAUAUGGUUAAACAGCCUGUUUAUUAUCCAAACUUCGAAGUUUUCAGAAAUGACGUAAUGAUUGGGCGUCUUCUGUUAAAUAAAACCAAGAAACAUGAAAUUAUCAUCUACGGGCGGAUGUUGGCAGAUAUGAACAAAGAUGUAACAAAUUGUCCAGUGAACAAUUGUGUUAUCCAUACCGAUACAACUCGUUGGAUUCAAAGUGAUCUUAUUUUAAUUCCAAACAGACAGUUUCCAUCCGGAAAGCGUCCACAUCAACAGGCUUGGGUGGCAUUCGAGUAUGAAUCAGCACUCCAUACUCGAUUUAGUGAUGAACUUAAUGAUAAAAUUAACUUCACUGCAUCAUAUCGAUUUGAUUCAACUAUUCGCACACCUUAUGGAAUGUAUACACCAAAUGAACCUAAAACAGACGAUAUCAAUAAAACAACCAAUUCGACGAAAUUGGAGAAUAUAGCCAAAGGAAAAGAUAGAGCUGUUGCCUGGAUAGUGAGUAACUGUUAUCCUAGGAGUCCAAGAAAUGUUUAUGCAAAUGAACUAGCUAAAUAUAUUACAGUUGAUGUGUAUGGUCGAUGUGGUCGUAUGACCUGCUCCGGUUCGCAAUGUUUUGAUUUGGUACGGAAACAUUACAAGUUUUACCUGAGUUUUGAAAAUUCACUAUGUCAAGAUUAUAUAACAGAAAAGUUCUUCUUCAACGCACUAAUGAACAAUGCAUUACCCAUAGUUAUGGGUGCCUCAAUUGAGGAGUAUCACAAAGUUUCACCACCUCAUUCUUUCAUUCAUGUGGAUCAAUUUGAGAAUCCGAAAGAACUGGCCAAAUAUUUGAAGUACCUUGAUAAAAAUGACACUGCUUACAACGAAUAUUUUGCUUGGCAUAAAAGGGGUGUUGUAACUGUAUGGUCGUUUAAGCCGGAGUGUGAAUUUUGCAUACUUGCAAAUGCUCUUCCUUACUUCGAGCCAACUAUGCAUGAAAACUUUAUGUUUUGGUGGAAGGAUGGAUGUAAAAACAGAACAUUAAGAUGGAAUAAAGCAAUUUAA